Messenger RNA from Hylaeus volcanicus, 2737 nucleotides. RefSeq names its product regulator of nonsense transcripts 3A (gene Upf3). The record is from RefSeq and is a predicted model, not a curated record. Gene Ontology annotation, biological process: positive regulation of translation; nuclear-transcribed mRNA catabolic process, nonsense-mediated decay. Gene Ontology annotation, molecular function: mRNA binding. The coding region runs from base 379 to 2226 and encodes 615 amino acids. Gene Ontology annotation, cellular component: cytoplasm; nucleolus. NCBI's taxonomy places the organism in Eukaryota, Metazoa, Arthropoda, Insecta, Hymenoptera, Colletidae. The transcript has 5 exons.
UGAAAGCAUAAUUCUUUUAUCAUUGCAUUUGAAACACUUAUCGUAUGAUAAUAAAAUGAUCAUUCUCAUGUUUUCUAUUUUAAUUCCUAAAAUUAAAUGGUACGUUACGUAAUUCAAAUGCAACGCCAUCUCGUGGACGUACAAUGUUAACAAAAAAUAUGCUAACCUAGUGAAAUACCCUGACUCGUCGCUAGAAACUCUUCGUUCGAUAGUAUUUUUUAUGAUUGAGUGAUCAAGAUGGCCGCGAAAACUUUGUAAACGGAAACGUUUAUUUUGAUGACUCGAAGAAAAUUGCAUGCCCCAAUCAUUAAUUUCGAUCAGAGUGAAUCGAAUCGACACCGAAUAAGUUUCAAUUGUCGACAAAUUAAAUAAAUGUAGAUGACAAUGACUGAGGAAACACAACAGUCUGAGACAGCCGCACAAAAUGAGGCACAAACUAGUUCUCCAGAUGUCGGAAAAGCUAAAGAUAAUAAAAAAGAGAAAUGCCGACCUAUGACAAAGGUAGUAAUACGAAGACUUCCUCCAACUAUGACACAAGAUCAGUUCUUAGAGCAAGUCUCUCCUUUACCAGAGAAUGACUAUCUAUAUUUUGUGAAAGCUGACAUGUCAAUGGGACAAUUUGCCUUUUCUCGUGCUUAUAUUAACUUUGCAGAGCAACAAGACAUAUUUAUGUUCAGGGAGAAAUUUGAUAAUUAUGUAUUUGUUGACUCCAAAGGCACAGAAUAUCCAGCAGUGGUAGAAUUUGCACCUUUUCAAAGGUUGCCAAAAAAAAGAGUAGGGAAAAAGAAGGAUUUAAAAUGUGGCACUAUAGAAUCGGAUCCUUAUUAUGUUAGUUUCUUAGAAAGUCUUAAAAAUCAAGAAGCCGAGUCUAAUGUAGCACAGCCAAAAACAGAGUAUUCAUAUCAACCACAGGAUAAUACACCAAAGAAAGUUACUAUCACGCCACUUUUGGAACAUGUAAAACAACUGAAACAGGAGAAACAACGUCUCAGAGACGAGAAACGCGAGGAACGACGGCGAAGAGAUUUAGAAAGGAGACGAAAAAAGGAAGAUCCCAUUAUAUCUAAGGUUUUAAAAAAUCCAGAACUUGAUAAAGAAACAUGUAAAGAUAAUAAAGAAAAUAAAGAGGAAAAAGAUAAACUACCAUCAAAAGAUAUGAAAAAUCGUAUUAAAAAAGAAGAUAAAUUACGUGAAAAAAUAUCUUGGGAUCGAGAUUCCAAACCGAUAACAAAAGCGUAUAGAGAAAGACUUGAAGACAGAAACAAAGACAGAGAAAUAAAACAUCAAAGACGGCACGAUGAUAAAAAAGUAUAUGGAAGACGCGACGAAAGGGAUAAUAUAAAAGACGAUAGAAGGAACGAUGUAAAAGACGAUAGAAAAUGUGAUUUUAAAGAGGAUAUUAAAGAUUUUAGAGAACGAAGAAUUGAAGAAAGACGGGGUAAAAGUUAUGAAAAAAUGAGGCAAGAAAAGAAAAGACUUGCAGAAACGAAAAAACAACAUCUAGAGUUCAAUAUCGAUGCUGAAAGUGGUAUAAAAUUAAAAAAUGAGGAAGAGGAUUCUCAGAGAAAGGAAUCACAAGUUGAUUUAUACGAAAGUAUUAAGGAGAAAGAGGAAUCUAUAAAAAAUAACGAUGAUAUAGACAGUAGUACAAAUAAGGAAAAAGAGGAAACCAACAAAAAAAUAAUGGCAGUGGAAGAGUCUGCACAGGAAACGACAGUACGUCUAAUGACAACUGAAGAAACUAAUAAAUGUACGCAAAAGUCAAAAUCUAACGAACAUAUCAACAAAGAAGGUAACCAGGGGAAUGAUCCCGAGGAGAAGAAAGAUUCAAAAGUCACAAAGAGGCGUAGUUCCCUUGAAAGUGGCGGCGACGGAGGUACGGGAGAUGGAAGUUGUUUAAGACGACAUAAAUCUUUAGACGGCGGCGAUCAAAAUAAUCUUCAAAAGGUUGAAAACGAGGAUAAAGAAAAAGACAAAAAAGAUCCACGAUUGGAACGUAGGAUUAGAAACAAGGAUCGACCCACCAUGGAAAUAUAUCGCCCUGGAAUGGGAAAAUUCAGUAAACAAAGAUUGGAACGAGAAAAAUCUAGCAACGACGAACGAGCAUCUCUUUCCCAAAGUCCUACUCCGAAUCCUAAUACACCCAAUCUUUGUAAAUCGGGAAAAGCUGGAACGGAAGUACGUUCUAUGACGUUUAAACGUAGCGUUAGUCGUGAUUUGGUAUAACAAAUACUAAGUUUUACAACUCCCAUAAAACAUUAGCGAUACAUGCGUCAAACCUGUGUUAACAUACAACAUUUUUACACUAGUCUUUCUCACAGCAUACACUAUCAUACAGUGCAUAAUAAAAUAAAGUAUCCUACUUAAUAUCGUUAAAUUCAUGCAUUCGUAAAUUAUAAAAACUCUGAUUUAAUAUUUUUUACUGAAAAAGUGAUUACAACAUCUGAAGUAACCUACUUCAAAUAAUUAUAUGUAAUUAUACGGUAAGUUUUUGUUCGGACAAUUACAUUAAUUUUUUGUUCGUUCAGCAAUACCAAUAGAUGGAUUAACAUUCGUCAUAAAUUUACGAAUUAAACUAUUAUUUAUUAAAUAUUCCAAAACAUUCAAGUUUGUAGUGAAAAUAGUUCCCAUCGUUUCUCUAAGAUGGCACCAUCGACAUAUUUUAAUAAAUUAUUCUUUAUUUUUUAUAAAUACAUGGUUAAUACAGUGCAUGCUUUAUAACACUACAAUAUAUUAA